Molecule: messenger RNA, 1125 nt
Organism: Telopea speciosissima
Lineage: Eukaryota; Viridiplantae; Streptophyta; Magnoliopsida; Proteales; Proteaceae
Product: putative rRNA methyltransferase YlbH
Exons: 9
Coding region: 71-1090 (339 amino acids)
Biological process (GO): rRNA methylation
Molecular function (GO): methyltransferase activity
Source: RefSeq, a predicted model, not a curated record
UUGAAAUUACUCGGUACCACCAGUGCGUCGUGAAGUGACUCCAGUGUAGGAUCGGUCAUCGAUUGCGAUAAUGGCAGCAGUUUCGUCAUCUGUUCUUCCCCCGUUAUCGUCUCCUUCCGGAAUCAAAAACCGCAGCAAUGGUUCGUCUUUACUUGUGCCUCUCUUCAUCGUCGCAUCGCCUAAACAGUCGAAAUUUCGACCGCCUACCGUCGUCAUCUCCUCCUACAAUUCGAGGAAUGGAACGGUGAGCGAUAGCAAGAAAGAAUUAUUAGAAAGUUACGGCCUCGACCCCGACGAGUUCUUAGCACAGCCAUCUUCAUUUUCAAAGUCUAGGAGAAGAAAGGAAGCUGAAGGGGCAGGGAGAGGAAAGAGGAACUCGCCGGAGCAGCCUAGUCCUCCUCCUCGGACCACUCAUAAGUUGCUUCAGGUAUUAGGAGGUAAGGCUCGAAGGAAGAAGUUGCUCUCGCCAAAGGGCAUGGAUGUGCGCCCAAUGAUGGAAGUCGUAAAAGGUGCUGCUUUUGAUAUUUUGCAGGUGGCUGGUGGUUGUCCUGCUUCUUUGAGGCCAGGUCGCUGGUUGGAUUUGUAUAGUGGCACAGGAUCUGUCGGGAUUGAAGCUAUUAGCAGAGGAUGUUCUGAGGUCCACUUUGUUGAGAUGGAUCCUUGGGUCGUGUCAAAGGUCCUGAGACCAAAUUUAGAGUGGACUGGAUUUCUCGAUGUUUCUAUGAUACAUACUGUUCGUGUUGAGAAUUUCUUGGAAAGAGCUGAGCAAUUUGUAGAUAAAAAUGGACAAGUUGACUACAUUAGUGUCACACCUCCCUAUACAGUAGUGGAUUAUAGCAUAUUGAUGGGUCAACUCUCAAGUUCAGCUUUAGUGGGAGAAAAUACCUUCAUAGUAGUGGAGUAUCCCUUAAGAACUGCAAUGCUGGAUUCAUGUGGAUCUCUUGUAAAGAUAACUGAUCGAAGGUUUGGCCGGACACACUUGGCAAUAUAUGGACCCACAUGGGCACAGAAGAAGAAGAAGAAGAAAUCAGAGAAUUCAGUGUUAACAGUUGCAGCGAUGUCUCCAUUGCAUAUGGAAAGCAUAAGAUGAGAAGGAAACAACAGUAUUAUUAAAAGGCUCAUUGU